Centruroides sculpturatus (bark scorpion) is the source of this 1343-nucleotide messenger RNA. Its product is annotated as nudC domain-containing protein 3-like. Bases 192 to 1175 code for a protein of 327 amino acids. Gene Ontology annotation, biological process: protein folding. Gene Ontology annotation, cellular component: cytoplasm. The record is from RefSeq and is a predicted model, not a curated record. The transcript has a single exon. NCBI's taxonomy places the organism in Eukaryota, Metazoa, Arthropoda, Arachnida, Scorpiones, Buthidae.
CCCAGCAGAGGGCGUAAAAGCAAAUUUUCUAUUGUAAAGUAAACAAUUCCUAGGUGUAAAUGAAGAUUUUUGUGAAUUAAAACUUCAAUUGCGUAUAAUUAAAAUACAAUUGCCUGUCGUACUUGCAAAGUUACUACUGAGUUUUAUGUUAUUAUUCAUUCAUCGAAAUAAGUUGUUUUAUAGAAUAUUAGAUGAUGAAUUCGGAUCAUUUAAAAUACGAAGACGCAUUAAUGGGAAUUCUUCACUGCGAAGGCGAAAUUAUGAAAUUUUUAGAUGUGAUAUUUGGAUUUUUAUUCAGAAGGACUGAUUUCUACAAAAUCCAACAUAAUAGUUCCGAAAAACUUGGUUUUCCUCCUGGUAUUCCCAAGAAGUUGGUGUUAGCUGCGUUCGAAAAAUAUCAUCAGUUAGCUCUGAAGAAUGAAGAAUUAUAUCAGAAAAAGAUUAAAGAAAACGAUAAUUUUCAAGAAUUUCAUAAAACUGAAGUAAAAACACAAGUGAAUCCAGAAAUAGAGCAAAAAGCAAAGGAUUUAAAUAUCCAAGAAGAUAUCCAAAAAAUCAAAACUUCAGAUUUAUCACAGUCAAUUAAAGAACAGUCUCAAGAAAACUUUCAAAAUUUCUCAGAAUGUUACAAUGGUGCAAUGAGAGAGAAUUAUUCUUGGUCUCAAAAUUUAAAGGAAGUAGACGUUAAAAUUAAUGUACCUGAUACAAUCAAAUCUGGAAAGCAAGUAAAAGUAGACAUCAAACCAAAUAGUUUAAAAGUAUGUAUUUACAAAAAUAAUAAUUGGGAAACUGUUGUAGAUGGGACAUUAACAUUUAAAAUCAAUGUUGAAAAAUCGAUGUGGACUUUAUUCAAAAGUGAACACAUUUUUAUUAAUCUGGAAAAAGUUCAAGAAACGUGGUGGGAGGCUUUAUUAGAAGGUGAACCUAAAAUUGAUAUACAGAAAAUUGACAAUAGUCAGCCAUUUGAAGAAUUAGAUCAGGAAGCUCAAGCAAAAAUUGAUGAACUAAUGUAUAAUCAACAGCAAAAGCUGUUAGGGAAGCCAACAUCAAAUCAACAAAAAGUUCAUGAUAUUCUGAAGGAAGCAUGGGAUAAAGAAGGAUCACCUUUUAAAGGAACUCCCUAUGACCCUAGCAUUGUCAAUGUAGAAAACUCAAAUAAUUUCAGUUUUAAAUGAUUCUGAAAAUUAUGAUUUGUGAACCUAAUGCAUUGCUAAUAUGAAGAACUGUGACUAAAUUUUGUUGUACAUCCACAAAUAUGAGAUUUGUGUAUUUUGAGUUGCUUCACUGUUUAGUUCUCAAAUAAACAUGAAAUUGUAUAUAAUUGUACAGUUUUAACAGUAAAA